AGACACAAACCCGGGAGAACAAUUCACAAAAUGUGAACACAGAGUAUUUUUCAGUAGAGGUUUUGGAGUGUCGUCUAAUGGGCCGACACACAAGCAGACUUCAGUGGAGGCGACGUCUUUGUUUUUAAACACACUGCACCGUCAGAGAGAGACAAGAUGCAUGCAGGCAAAGCUUUGCUGUGUGUCCUCCUCCUCCUCCACUGCGCCACCCCGAGCUCGCCUCUGUCCACCUGCGCCGCUGUGGACAUGGACCACAUCAAGAGGAAACGAGUGGAGGCCAUAAGGGGGCAGAUUCUCAGCAAGCUCAGGUUGUCAAGCCCCCCUCACCCCCAGGGACCUGCUAAUGUCCCCUACCAGGUCCAGGCGCUCUACAACAGCACCAGGGAGAUCCUGGAAGAGCUGGGCCGGCACAGGCAGGAGACUUGUGGUCCGGAAAACACGGAGACGGAGUACUUCGCCAAAGAGAUCUACAAGUUCAACAUGGUCUAUGGACCCACUGAGAGCAAUGAUCUGUCCUACUGCCCAAAGGGGAUGACCUCCAAGGUGUUCCGCUUUAACGUGUCCGCCAUGGAAACGAACUCGACCAACCUAUUCAGGGCCGAGUUUCGAGUGCUGCGGGUUCCGAACCCAAGUGCCAGGCGAAACGAGCAACGGAUCGAGCUCUACCAGAUUGUGAGGCCCAACGAACACAUCAGGAAGCAACGCUACGUCAGCGCUAAGAACGUGCUGACCAAAGGAACUCCUGGAUGGGUCUCCUUCGACGUGACUGAAACCGUACGAGAAUGGCUGCUGAACAGAGGAAGCAACCUUGGUCUGGAAAUUAGUGUGCAUUGUCCCUGCCACACCUUCAGUCCAAACGGCGACAUCAUUGACAACGAGAAUGAGGUUCUGGAGGUCAAGUUCAAAGGGGUGGACGGGGAGGAGGAGCAUGGUCGCGUGAAGAGGCUAAAGGAGCAGAACCUGCCUCAUUUGAUCCUCAUGAUGAUCCCGCCUCACCGCCUGGCGAAGCAGGCCACACACAGACGCAAGAGAGCGCUGGAUACAGACUACUGCUUCUCAAACACAGAAGAGAGCUGCUGCGUUCGCCGCCUCCACAUCAAUUUCCGGCGUGACUUGAACUGGAAGUGGAUCCAUGAACCCAGCGGCUACGACGCCAACUACUGCUCAGGGCCAUGCCCUUACCUGAGGAGCUCAGACACGCCGCACAGCUCGUUGCUGAGCCUCUACAACACCCUCAACCCGGAAGCCUCGGCCUCGCCUUGCUGCGUCCCCCAAGAACUGGAACCCCUUACCAUCCUCUACUACUCUGGACGGACCCCCAAAGUGGAGCAGCUGUCCAACAUGGUCGUCAAGUCUUGCAAAUGUAGCUGAGGACGCUGACAGGAAGACGACGGAUCGGCUUAGCACUGAUACAAAACCCGUACUUUAUUGAUGAAAGUCUUGUUUGUUUUUUUUAUACUUUUUCUGACUCUAUUGAUAUAAACAUGCUUGUCUUUCAUCAUAGAAAGAACAAUAUUAUCUGCCCUCGUUAGGUGUACAUGAACCAUCCAAUCAGAUACAAUACAGUUCUGCAGAACCCUAUAAAAAAGAGGGUGUGCGAAAGAGAACUUGACACUCUUGACUUCUCCUGCCCUUUAAUACGUAACGCCAUAGGCCGACAAUGAGUUCUGUGUAAAAAGUGCAGGCAAACACAGUAAAUAUACUUGAUCGGCCAUUUUGUUCUGUAUAAAAAGAGGCUGGUGUCAAUGUGAACAUGUAACUGUACUACCUGUCAGGAGGCCCCGUUAACUUUACCUGUAAAACACGGCAUUUUCCCACCUCUUCUGCAUACAUGGCAAAGUAACACGUUCACUUUUUCUGCUUCAGAGGUAAUUCCAUAGCUGUCACAGAGGCGGCGUAUUCGACAAUGCACAAGCGCUGGGUUCUGUGAAAAAGGCACCUUAAGAUAAAUGCCGGAUUUUCUUUUCAGCUGCAGUUUUGAUUGUAAAAAUAGUGGCUAGUGAGCCUUAUUAUGCUGCAUUGCAGGCAUGCCAAAACAUUUGGCUUACAGGGGCCAAAGUGAAAAUGUGCCAAUGGUCCUUAGACUUAGAUGGUCCUUAGACUUAGACUUAGACUACCUGUUAUUGUCAUUCAAAUUUGAACUUCACAGUACAGAUAAGAAUGACAUUUUGUUGCAUUAGCUCGUUGUAGUGCAGGAUAAAAGAGCAAUAAGGUGCAGAGUGUUCGCAUUUACAAAAGAAGGUAUAAAUAGAUUACUGUACAGAUAAAUAUAUUGCACUUUUGCAUAUACAUCCACGUAUGUUAUAUUGUCUUUAUAGUCCAGCGAGUUCAUCUGUUUUUUGGGGGAAUUGAGGGGAUUAUUAUGAUCUCUGCAGAGACUUCCAGUCUGAGGCACUGCGUCCAGACAGAGAUGCAGUUGCUCCGCGGGCCAAAUAACGAUUUUUCUCAUGCAACAGCACCACGAGUGAAGAAUUUAGCCUUAAACCGCCAUAUGUAAGUAUAAAGUAGUAGCGAUUGUGCCUAAUUCAAUUAACAUGCAACUCUGCAUCUUUUAUGUACAUUUUUAACCUCAAAACAUUCAAAUGAGGUCAUUUUCUGCAGAUGUUCGCCCUUUCUAGGUGUUGUUCUGGAACCAGUUCCUAACUAGAUAGUUCAACUGAUCGCUUUCAAACUUUAAAGUUAAAGUCCCAACGACAGUCACACACGCAUUCGGUGUGGUGAAAUUACCCUCUGCAUUUGACCCAUCCCCAUGUUCACUCCCUGGGAGGUGAGGGGAGCAGUGAGCAGCAAUAAUUUAGUGAUUUAACCCCCAAUUCCAACCCUUGAUGCUGAGUGCCGAGCAGGGAGGUAACGGGUCCAAUUUUUAUAGUCUUUGGUAUGAGUCGGCCGGGGUUUGAACUCAUGACCUACCAGUCUCAGGACGGACACUCCAACCACAAGGCCACUGAGCAGGUGGCACCCAGACAGAUUACACAGAUAAGGAGGAUGCUAAAUUCCGAAGCAUUUAGAUUUUUACUACAGGACGUGAGCGAAGAUUAUCCUUUUCCAUAGAGCGCCAAAAAGUCACAAUUUUACCGAUCUUAAAUUCAAAUGCAACUGUUCAAAAAACAAAAACAAAAUCCAUAGAAAUCUACAAACUGGCA
This is a messenger RNA of Nerophis lumbriciformis (worm pipefish), 3143 nucleotides long. Its product is annotated as transforming growth factor beta-3 proprotein-like. Lineage: Eukaryota; Metazoa; Chordata; Actinopteri; Syngnathiformes; Syngnathidae. Gene Ontology annotation, biological process: regulation of cell population proliferation; transforming growth factor beta receptor signaling pathway. The record is from RefSeq and is a predicted model, not a curated record. Gene Ontology annotation, molecular function: growth factor activity; transforming growth factor beta receptor binding; cytokine activity. Gene Ontology annotation, cellular component: extracellular region.